AUGUCAUUUGCUUCUCUGUCAGAUCGUACUAAGAUAGCUAUUCUAGCCGAUGAAGCAACUAUUACUGGAUUUAAGCUUACGGGGAUAAAUGGAUCGGAAUGGAGUACUCAAUCAACUUAUGGAGUGUUUAACUAUUUACAUCCAAUUUAUGAGGAUACAGAUGAAGAUGAAUUACAAACUAAGUUUAAAAUGCUAAUGGAAAGAAAAGAGAUAGCGAUUGUUUUGUUGGGAAGAAAAGCCAAAGAGAUUCUUAAGGAAGAGAUAGCUAAGAAAAUAGAUAUGUUUCCUUUGAUUUUAGAAAUACCUGAAAAGUCAGCUGAACCUUCAGCCGCCGAGAUAGCCCUCAUGACUAGAUUAAGAGAAUUAACUGGCAGUAAGUAG
Molecule: messenger RNA, 381 nt
Organism: Nematocida homosporus
Lineage: Eukaryota; Fungi; Microsporidia
Product: V-type H+-transporting ATPase subunit F
Exons: 1
Coding region: 1-381 (126 amino acids)
Biological process (GO): monoatomic ion transmembrane transport
Cellular component (GO): membrane
Molecular function (GO): proton-transporting ATPase activity, rotational mechanism
Source: RefSeq, a predicted model, not a curated record